Molecule: messenger RNA, 789 nt
Organism: Ostrinia furnacalis (Asian corn borer)
Lineage: Eukaryota; Metazoa; Arthropoda; Insecta; Lepidoptera; Crambidae
Product: swi5-dependent recombination DNA repair protein 1 homolog
Exons: 3
Coding region: 1-789 (262 amino acids)
Source: RefSeq, a predicted model, not a curated record
AUGGUGGCCCGUUCCGCGAACUAUCAGUGCAAGGAUAUUGAAAAACAGGUCGCAUGUGUUGUGAUAUUACCGUGUAAUAUCACGGAGUUCAGAGUUGUCGUGUGCGCUGACGUCGCGGCCGGUUNCAAUAUAGAAGACAGCCAGGGCGAGGUAGAUACGUCGAGAGGUACUCCGACGCCGCGCACGGCACCCCGCGCGAGCACAACAUACGCCGGUCCCCGAGCGCCCACUUAUACGGCGCCGGAAUCCGCCAUACGGCCCCCGCAGCCGCCGCCACCCGGGCGCCGCCGGCCGUCACGUACGCCGCCCCCGCCGCCGUCGUCCCCGCCGCCGCAACCAUCACCUGACGCCGCCGCCGCCCCCGCCGCGAGAAAGUCGCGUCCCACAUGCACGUACUGCAAAAGUNUUAUAUCAUCCCCGCCCGCACCCCGCACGGUCCCCGUUCUCGUCCCGCCCCUGUGCCCCCGCGUUCCGCAGGCGAGUGCACGUACAAACGAUGGCACGGUGUACUCCACGAUACGGCUCGAAAUUCGAAGCGAGAGUGACGCGCGACAAUCGAAUCCGCCCGAAAUUGAGUUGAAAAGUUUCCAGUGCACAAAGUUGGGAUCGCGAGUCGGGGCUCGGCGCGACAGGGACGCGGCAGCCUCGCAGCGCUCGGAACACGACUGGCGGCUGGCGGCCCGUGGCGCCGCGCCGCGCGCCGCGCCUCGCGACAGGAACACCCACACACGCGCGCCGCGAACUCGCGCUCACGAGCCCACCACGCACACCAACACCCUCGCUAACUGA